Molecule: messenger RNA, 639 nt
Organism: Dreissena polymorpha
Lineage: Eukaryota; Metazoa; Mollusca; Bivalvia; Myida; Dreissenidae
Exons: 3
Coding region: 1-639 (212 amino acids)
Source: RefSeq, a predicted model, not a curated record
AUGAAGAAAGAAACUAAAGAGAAUAAGCCUGGAAGUCUCAUCACAGAUAAGCCUGGAAGUCUCAUCACAGAUAAACCCGGAAGUCUCAUCACAGAUAAGCCUGGAAGUCUCAUCACAGAUAAGCCUGGAAGUCUCAUCACAGAUAAGCCUGGAAGUUACGUCGGUGGGUCGUUUUACAACCAUAACGGAGCAGCUGCAAACUUUCUUUUUCUGCUGGAAACGCCAGAGUGGGGCCAUUACAAUGACAAUGCUAUUAGCGAAACUGCAUAUAUAUACGGCGGUGAAUAUCAGCUGGACGGCAGAGAAAGCGACCAUGGUUUCAUUGGUAACGUCUACCAACAAGAUCCCCCUUGUGCCGUCUGCCGCACUAUCCGGAAGUCCGUGCUAAUGGUUCCCGCAAAGCUGACGUGCUUUGACGGCUGGACCAUGGAGUACAGCGGCUAUCUCGUAGCGGGUUCCGCAAUGCACAUAGCGGCAACGGAAAACAUCUGCCUAGAUGGAAAACCAGAAAUGGUUCCCGGAAAAGGCGAGAACCACAACGGGAAGCUCAUGUACCUGACGGAAGCGCGUUGUGGUUCCCUGCAAUGCCCUCCUUACGUCAACGGCAGGGAACUGACGUGCGUCGUGUGCUCACGUUAA